AUGCAAUCCGACGCAAGUUACACGGAAAUCCAAAACAAUUUCCCUGGACUCCCACCUUUCCCAGAUGAUGUUCCCACCGCACCCCUGCUCCGGCUAUCGCUAAAAAGGCUAUUAGCGGGAGAUUCGACGGAGUGUGAGCGACUUUUCGAAGCUUGUGUUGAAAUCGGAUUCUUCUAUCUCGAUCUUCAAGAUUCAGAUCAUGGGGUCUCUCUGCUGAAUGAUGCUGACAAGCUAUUUACCGUUGGGGAGAACCUAUUCGAUCUCAGCCUUGAAGAAAAGAAACGCUAUGAUUUCAGUACUCAGAACUCAUACUUUGGAUACAAAGGGAGGGGGGCUGCCACUGUCGAUAAGGACGGCAACCUGGAUCGAAACGAGUUUUACAAUACCUCCAAGGACGACAUUAUGGGAGUUAGCGAUCCUCUACCGGCUCCCGAGCUCCUGAGUCAAAGCCGAGGACAGCAGGAAUCGUUCAUGCGGGGCUCUCAUGGCAUCGUGUCGCUUGUUCUGAACAUCCUCAAUGACAAACUCGCCUUGCCAGAGAACACACUUUCCAGCAUUCAUCGGUUGCAAGCCAUUGGUGGCGACCAAAUACGGUUUAUCAAAGCGCCACCUCAGCCUAUCGACGACCGUCGCACAGCUUUAGGACAACAUACCGACUUCGGAAGUGUCACUGUGCUCUUCAACAGACUUGGCGGCCUUCAGGUUCUUCCUCCAGGCGCUGAUGCGGAAUGGGUCUAUGUGCGGCCACUACCAGGACACGCGAUUAUCAAUUUGGGGGAUGCCAUGGUGAAGUUCACAAACGGUCUGCUGCGUUCCAACAUUCACCGUGUUGCUGCACCGCCAGGAAUUCAAGGCGACUCAACGCGUUACAGUCUAGUGUACUUCGCUCGACCGGAGGAUAGUGUCAUGCUACGACGACUAGAUGGAUCGGAUCUCAUUCCUCCCAUCACACAGGGCCAGGUUGAAGAGGAGAUUAAUAGCAAGGAUUGGAUUAUUCGUCGGGCUCUCGGUCGUCGGGUGGAUCUUCACAAGGAUAUUGACUAUGAAAAGUCUGCCGGCACAGAGCAGAUGAGUCGACGAAUUAUGGUCUAG
This is a messenger RNA of Penicillium atrosanguineum, 1092 nucleotides long. RefSeq names its product putative oxidoreductase, 2OG-Fe(II) oxygenase family. NCBI's taxonomy places the organism in Eukaryota, Fungi, Ascomycota, Eurotiomycetes, Eurotiales, Aspergillaceae. The record is from RefSeq and is a predicted model, not a curated record. The transcript has 2 exons. Gene Ontology annotation, molecular function: dioxygenase activity. Bases 1 to 1092 code for a protein of 363 amino acids.